Molecule: messenger RNA, 6804 nt
Organism: Mya arenaria
Lineage: Eukaryota; Metazoa; Mollusca; Bivalvia; Myida; Myidae
Product: ras-related C3 botulinum toxin substrate 2-like
Exons: 7
Coding region: 270-869 (199 amino acids)
Biological process (GO): small GTPase-mediated signal transduction
Molecular function (GO): GTP binding; GTPase activity
Source: RefSeq, a predicted model, not a curated record
AUUGGAAGCUAUUUUUAGAAACAUCAAUUAGUGCAAUGUGAGUGUUUGACUGAUGGAAAACAAAGUGAAAUUUCAUAUUAUUCUUUGAAGAAAAUGGCUCUUUGUUGAAAACGAUGUCUGGUUAUAUAACUACUUAAGGGAGAUAGUUAUCGUGUGUAAGCAGAGGCCGCCCCUACGCUGAUAAGCCUGCAGGCUGGGCACCAAAAUUUAAGACGGGUGCGUGCGAAACCAGUUUAGCCGCCAAGCUGGAGCAGACAAGGUUUUACGGGAUGGAGAACAACAUGGCCCAGGGUCGGCCAAUCAAGUGUGUUGUUGUCGGGGACGGCACCGUUGGCAAGACUUGCAUGCUCAUAUCGUACACGACGGACAGCUUCCCCGGAGAAUACGUACCCACGGUUUUUGACAACUACACAGCCAAUAUGAUGGUGGACGGCAUAGCGGUCAGCCUCGGUCUCUGGGAUACGGCUGGACAGGAGGAUUAUGACCGACUACGGCCUCUAUCGUAUCCACAGACGGAUGUGUUCCUGAUAUGUUUUAGCGUAGUUAGUCCAUCUUCACACGAGAAUGUUGUCACAAAGUGGAACCCAGAGAUUAAACAUCAUUGUCCCGACGCACCAGUUAUAGUUGUAGGUACGAAGAUAGAUCUGCGGGAGAACAAGGAGGCGAUAGGCCAGCUGGCUCAACAAGGCCUGUCCCCAAUCAAGCGUGAACAAGGCAUCAAAUUGGCCAACAAGAUACGCGCAUUCAAAUACAUGGAGUGCUCUGCUCUCACUCAACGAGGUCUUAAACAGGUAUUUGAGGAAGCAGUUCGAGCAGUGAUACAUCCUCAGCCUUUGAGACCUAAAAACAAAACAUGCCUACUGUUGUGAAUCUGCUACACUGUGUCAUGUUACUCAUGUACAUACUCUGAUGAACGUGCGACUCUGUGUCAAGUUACUCAUGUACAUACUCUGGUGAACGUGCGACUAUGUGUCAAGUUAGUCAUGUACAUACUCUGAUGAACGCGCGACUCUGUGUCAAGCUACUCAUGUACAUACUAUGGUGAGCGUGCGUCUGUGUCAAGCUACUCAUGUACAUACUCUAAUGAACGUGCGACUCUGUGUCAAGUUACUCAUGUACAUACUCUUGUGAACGUGCGACUCUGUAUCAUGUAUCAUACACUGGUUAAUGCAGAUACAACUGAAAGACAACAUAGACGUUUUUACUCUAGAAAUGGUCAUGCCGCAAGCUUUUUACACACAUAUGUAUACAAUAGGAAAUUGUUGAUCGGUAUAUUAUCAUCCGGUCAAUCCAACAAGUAUAGCCUGUAUCACAUGGAUUUAAAAUUCAAUACCAUGAAAAUGAUGGAAAGCAGAAACCGGUGGUUGCAGCCAAAGUAACACAAUAGAUGAGACAAAAUAUGGGAUAUUUCUUGUGACUGAUCUACUACAGUAUGUUGCAGCGAUUUGUCACAAAGGAUGCUUCCAGAUAAACACAAUUAGAAUCUCUUUCAAAACUUUAAACGUUUUUGUUUGGAAUGAACCUUGCUGUUUUACCAGAAAACCAAACUUAUAUUUCACCAAAAUGUUUAUAUAUAUAUAAAGACAUUAUUUUUGUCAAGAUGUUUAUUUAAUAGCACUGCUUUUAUUUAUGAAUGUAUUUUUGCCUUCAUUGUACAUAGGUUGUGAUAUCAGCCAAUCAGAAUGCUUGUUUUGAAGCAUUCUUUCCUCUUUUGCCAGUUGUAAUUGUAAGAGUGAUUUUCAUUGGAUAAGUGGUUGGCAUAUUUUAGCAUUUUUCAGCAAAAUUCGUAUAUAUGUCUUGUAUUGAAACAUGUUUGAUGGAAGGUUAAGUUAACUCCAAAUAUUUCAUUUAAUUAAGUCAUCCUACAAUGUAUGUACAAUUCAGUGAAUUUUGGACGGCUGGUGACCCCGCACUAUUUUGGUAUCAUUUGAAAUAGUUUCAUGUGUAGAAAAAGAAUAUUUAAAUUUAAGUACUAAAUUUGCACUAUAAACAAAAGUAAGGCAAAUUAUGUUCGAUUUCAGUUGAAAUUAAGAACAAAAAUACAAGCUAAAAUUAUUUUAUCUAUAAUGUAUUUUAAGUCAUUUUAGUUGUUUUGUAAUAUCAGCAAAUAGGACAUUUUCAAACUCUACCAAAAUUACACAGGGUCACCAGGUACCAUAUAAAUGAACUUGAUUGCAAAUGGCACGAUAAAAUCACUAGCUUGAUUGUACUUGAGAUAACUUGAAUCAUUCUAAGAUGCCCAAUUAGCCGAAAUAUUUGCAUCUUCAUAGAUGCUUUAAAGCUGUAGAAAAUGUCAUGUCACAUUGGGUCUUUAUAUUUUAAACACAAAUAUGAUUUCAAGCUGUAGCAAAAGGUCAUAUUGCAUUGGUCCUUUAUAUUUUAAACACAAAUAUGCUUUCAAGCUGUAGCAAAAGGUUAUAUUGCAUUGGUCCUUUAUAUUUUAAACACAAAUAUGCUUUCAAGCUGUAGCAAAAGGUCAUAUUGCAUUGGUCCUUUAUAUUUUAAACACAAAUAUGCUUACAAGCUGUAGCAGAAGGUUAUAUUGCAUUGGCCCUUUAUAUAUUAAACAUAAAGAUGCUUACAAGCUGUAGCUAAAGAUCAUAUCGCAUUGGUCCUUUAUAUUUUAAACACAAAGAUGCUUGCAAGCUGUAGCAAAAGGUUAAAUUGCAUUGGUCCUUUAUGUUUUAAACACAAAGAUGCUUACAAGCUGUAGCAAAAGGUUAAAUUGCAUUGGCCUUUAUGUUUUAAACACAAAGAUGCUUACAAGCUGUAGCAAAAGGUUAAAUUGCAUUGGCCCUUUAUGUUUUAAACACAAAGAUGCUUACAAGCUGUAGCAAAAGGUUAUAUCGCAUUGGUCCUUUAUAUUUUAAACACAAAGAUGCUUACAAGCUGUAGCAAAAGGUUAAAUUGCAUUGGUCCUUUAUGUUUUAAACACAAAGAUGCUUACAAGCUGUAGCAAAAGGUUAUAUCGCAUUGGUCCUUUAUAUUUUAAACACAAAGAUGCUUGCAAGCUGUAGCAAAAGGUUAAAUUGCAUUGGUCCUUUAUGUUUUAAACACAAAGAUGCUUACAAGCUGUAGCAAAAGGUUAAAUUGCAUUGGCCCUUUAUAUUUUAAACACAAAUAUGCUUACAAGCUGUAGCAGAAGGUUAAAUUGCAUUGGCCCUUUAUAUAUUAAACAUAAAGAUGCUUACAAGCUGUAGCAAAGGGUCAUAUCGCAUUAGCCCUUUAUGUUUUAAACACAAAGAUGCUUACAAGCUGUAGCAAAAGAUCAUAUUGCAUUGGGCCUUUAUGUUUUUUAAAGCGCAAUGGGCCAACGGGCCAACUCUUGUAUCGUACAGUUGUUUACACAUCAAUAUAUAGUAUAAGUAAAGUAUAAUUCUGAAGUUAUUAAUAGUUAGAUUUCUCAGCGAAAUUUGACAUUCUUGAUUUUUGCCAUUAUAACAUAGUGUACAUGUUGGUAGGGUGAUCACAUUGGCUUGUUUAAGCCCCUUGCUUUACAACAUGAUAUUAUUCAUUGUAAUGCUGUAAAUGAAGUGUGUAUUAUCGCUUAUUAUAAUACUUAAAGGGAUGUAACUGUAGGGUUGAUUUUACUUUAAAUUGGCAAGAGUUACCUUUAGUACUUGCAUAAUAACUGGUGCCACUUAUCAUGAGAAGUGCAAUAUUGGUAUAUUUUAGGUUGUCUGUUGUUGUUUUUCUCAAAGAAAAAAACCUCAUGGUAUCGUCAUACCCUAAGUGUUGUUGCGGUUGUAAGCGUUCAAAACUUUAAUAUUGCCUAGUUAGUUGUACCUUAAAAGCUGUUUGCAAGAUAUGAAAAUGAAACCUUGUUCACAUGGAACACAACUCUGGCUUUAAUAACAAUAAGUUAUGUCCCUUUAUGAAGACAAAAUAACAGACAAACAUUGUUAUAGCUCCGCAGUGUUCUUCUUUAAGGAUCUUUUACAAGAUCGCAUUUUGUGUUACAAAGGGUAAUUUUGAACAUUGUUAUAAAUUGUGUGACUGUAUUUACGGAAAUAAUACAUGUUUGUGGUUUCAAAUAAUUGUUAUAUUGUUUGAUAUCAAAUAUACUCUUUACUCGUGCACUGAUUUAUUUAAAACUUCAAUGUUCGUUGAUUAGGCUAAGGAAAAAUCUUAAGAUUAUGUCUUUACAAGAUUAAAUGUGUGUUACUCUUUGCAUUUAUAGCGUUUUUCACUGUUUUACCAGCUAUGUUUGUCGGAUGGUAGAAACACACUUAAUUCCAUAUUUAUGUUAAAUGUGUAGCUUGGCAGAUUCAGUCGAAUGGCUUGGCAGACAUAUAGGAAUCUUUACCAAACUUUGUCGCAUUUUUUUUCGCAUAAUAUCUUAACUGAAGCUCAUCAAAAGCACAUUCAUACAAUUAAAUCAACAGUUAUUUUUUUUCCCGCUCUUUAACUCAAACAUUAUCCAAUCAUUACUAAACAUGUUUACACUCUUUUAUGGGAACAUUUCUCAUCCAAAUUUGAUAGAAAGCCUGUUCUUAGCCUAUGAGUAAUGGCCCUUAAAUUUUCAAAAUAUGAUUGAUCCUCGUUUUAUUCAUUUCUUGUCCAAUAUUUAGCGAACUUGAUAGAUGUAUGUUUAGACAUAAUAUACCAUGUAAGUUUGAUUCUCUGCAAACAUGCCACCUCGCAACAUACGCUUUUUGUAAUAGUAAUUAGUGAUUUUUCAAAUUUUAAUCGUUAAAUAAAUAUACCAAUAUAUGAAACACAUACACAUGUAGUAUGCAUGUUAGUAAGAUGUUUUGAUAUGAGUAAGUGCAUACCAACGCAAACUGAACUUAUCUGAACUUAACAUGUUGGUGCUUCUUCUUAGAAAAGAUAAUUAUUGAUGGAUGUGGAUACUUAUCUCUGAUUUGCCUAAGAAUACAAACUGUAAUUUUACGAUUAUGUUGAUAUUGUGUUGGUAUUACCAGGGUUUAUAAGGGGUGCAUAACUGAGAAAUGUAUGGCUUUUACUUUUUAUACCUAGUCAUUGUGUUGUAGUAUUUAUAUUCCAGAAGCUUUUAGUUUUUUUCCCAAAGACAUUUACAUUUUUGUAUGAAACUUUUUAAGUUAUACUUUGUGUUCGUUUUAAGUUUGAUUAUUCGAUAAAUAAGGAGAGCUAUAUUACUCGCCCAAGGCCUAGGCGUUAUCAUCAGCAUCACACGUUGGUCAAGCUUGUGUAUGUAAGCAACAAUAUCUCAGCAGAUACAUCAUGAAUUGCAUUGCAACUUUAGUGUUCCCAACUAUCCAUCCUACUUAAUAAAUGAAGUAAAAUAAAUGUUUCUUGAAUAUAAUGCAAAUUAUGGACCUUUAUUACUCCAUUUACAAAAUCUGGUUGAGGUUUGGUAUGUAAGCACACAUAGGUUAAUAUCUCAGCAACAACUUGAUGUAUUGCUUUGAGAUUUUUAACAAUGCUACUCAACCAUUCAACAUACUUAAUUAACAAAGUAAGAUAACUCAGACUAAGAAAUUCUGUUAAAAGUUUUGUAUGGUCAAAUGUCACCACAUUAACUCGAUUAUAAUAAUGUCAGCAAAUAUAUCAUGUUUUGCAUUGAAAUUAUAUACAAAGGCCCCAAACAUCCAACCUUCGAUAACUCUAUUUGAAUGUAUCAUAAAUUUUGCCCAUUUAUUAUUCAAAAAAGAAUUUAAGGUUUUUGGGUAUGAUCUAAUGUAAAAUACUGUGAUAUGUGUAUGUAUCACUUAAACUUUGCAUUCAUAAAACAUAAAAGUGGCGGAAUAGUCGAGGGUAGCUGUCUCUGUGACAGCUCUUGGUUUUCUGCCAUUUUACUUGCUAUACAUGUACUUGUAAUGAGGAGACUGUCUGUGAGGGAUGAUUUUAGUUCGUGAGUUUUUUAAAUUAAACAUGCUGAUGUAUUGUCAAAGACUUGGCAUCGUAAUCAUUGAGCACAGAAACAUGAAUGUUGGUCAAAACUUGUAUCCAUUAACUAUUUGGCAUUUGGGAGACUUGUAUCAAGUCCCAUAAUUCUUACUUGCUUAGAUGAGUAAUGUCCCUUGAUUGACUGAACAGAAAGUUGCGCAUUCAUCUGCUUGUGCAGUUCUUGUUUAAAUACGCAUUUCUAAUGUAAGAAUCUUCAAGGAAAUGAAUAUAUACAGAGCUCUUGUGUAGGAUUCAAAAGGAACACGGAAAAUGUCUUUUCAUCCAUACUAAAAGUAGUAGAUAUCUCAUUCCCGUUUUAUUGUCAAAAUGCUACUUAAAUGAAGUAUAUAAUUUUUUAUAAACUUACCUUUGAAUAAAAAUGGCUAUUUUAGACUGAUACAUUAAGAUAUGUCAAUGGCUAUUUUACUACCACACUGUAUUUUAUAUUUUUAUGUUUCAGAACAGUUUACUUUUCAAAGAUUAAAGCCUAAUUUGGAGCCAAUUUUACCUAACUGCAUUGUCAGAACUGUUUUAGCCAUCAAAAUGCACACAAACUCUUGCACUCUCUUUGCUGGUAUUAUGAGAUUUUUCAUAUAGAAAACCCCAUGUUAGAAGCUUCAAUGAUUCAAAUAUGGCUGACCGAUUUAAUCAAUCUACAUCUGAACGUGUAGAACAACGGAGUAAGUCAAUCAGCCGUUCGUAUUCGAUGAUGUUUUUUUUAAAGAUGUUUGAUAACCUGGUAUCUUAAAUGCAGCAUGACUUAUAUUUGCUAUAGCAGAAUAACAUAGAUUUCGACAUAUUAAGUCAGUUUAGCAUGAGUUGAAGGUAAAAUUUCGUAAUUCCUUAAAACCAUGAUUUAUGUCUGUAUGUAUGUUAUACAAUAUGUAUUCUUUGACAUCUCAAUGCAUGACAAAUAAAGGUCUUUGAAAUCCG